Messenger RNA from Cherax quadricarinatus, 2275 nucleotides. Its product is annotated as copine-8. Lineage: Eukaryota; Metazoa; Arthropoda; Malacostraca; Decapoda; Parastacidae. Gene Ontology annotation, molecular function: calcium-dependent phospholipid binding. Gene Ontology annotation, cellular component: plasma membrane. Gene Ontology annotation, biological process: cellular response to calcium ion. The record is from RefSeq and is a predicted model, not a curated record.
GCAACACUACCUGGUACAACACUACCUGGUGCAACACUACCUGGUACAACACUACCUGGUACAACACUACCUGGUACAACACUACCUGGUACAACACUCCCUAGUCCAACAGUCCCUGGUACAACACUACUUGGUACAACAAUAUGUGGUACAACACCCCUUGUACAGCACUACCUGGUACAAGACUCCUUGGUACAAAACCCUAGUACAACACUACAUGGUACAACUCUACUCAGUAUAAAACUACCUGGUUCAACACUACCUGGUUCAACUCUACCUGGUACAACACUACCUGGUACAACACUACUUGGUACAACACUCCCUGGUACAACUCUCUGGUACAAUGCUACCUGGUAAAACUCUACCUGGUACAACACUCCCUGGUACACCACUUCCUAGUACAACACUACCUUUUACAACACUCUGGUACAGUGCUACCUGGUACAACACUACCUGGUACAAAUCAGUACAACACUACCUGGUACAAUACUACCCAGUACAACAGUACCUGGUACAACCCUCUUUGAUACAACUUCCUGGUACAAUACCUGGUACAACACUCCCUGGUAUCACUCACACAGAUACAACACUCCCAGGUACAACACACCAGGGUACAACGCUCCUAGGUACAACACACCCUGGUACAACACUCCCAGGUACAACACACCCUGGUACCACACUCCCAGGUACAACACUCCCUGGUAGAACACUCCCAUGUACAAUACACCCUGGUAGAGCACUCCCAGGUACAACACAUCUUGGUAGAACACUCCCAGGUAGAACAUUCCCAGGUACAACACUCUCUGGUACAACACUCCCAGGUACAACACUCCCUGGUACAACACUCCCAGAAAGUUUCUUUUGAGUGGAUAAUGGAGUAGAGAAAUAGAGAGUAGUGAAGGUAGACUUAGACUAGACAUAAUAUCUGCCUAUCAGGAACAUGACUGCCCCAACAGCAGCAGCAGUGUCACCAACAUCACUGGUGGAACUCUCUGUCUCGUGCAGGAAUCUCCGAGACACUGAUGUCUUCACCAAGUCUGACCCGGUUUGUGUGAUAUAUUAUCAGCCUUUCGGAGCUAAACAAUGGGCAGAGUAUAAACGAACUGAAUGUGUUGAAAAUACUCUCAAUCCAGAUUUUGCUACUAAAAUCCCCAUUACUUACCAUUUUGAAGAGCAGCAGCAUCUCAAAUUUUUAAUUUAUGACAUUGAUUAUAAUUCUCCAAACCUUGACCUCCAUGAUUUUCUUGGAGAAUUUGAAUGCACUCUUGCUCAUUUAGUUAGUUCUCAGAAAGUUCAUAAACCUCUGGUUAAUAAAAAUUACAGUGGAGAUAAUGGCUCGAUUGUGAUUGUUACAGAAGAACUUAGUUCAUGUAAAGAAGAGCUUGAUGUUCAGUUUGUCGGAAAGAACCUUGAGAACAAGAGCUGGUUUAGUUCCAUAAAUCCUUUUUUAGAAUUCUUAAAGGCAAAUGAAGAUGGAACGUUCACUCUGGUGUACCGCACCGACCGCGCUCGAAGCACACAGAACCCAGCCUGGAAGGAAUUCUCAGUGCCUCUACGAACCUUCUGCAGUGGUGAUUAUGAGCGUAAUAUCCAGGUACACUGCAAAGACUACAAGCAGAAUGGUAAUCACAAGCUUAUUGGCAGUUUUUACACUACAGUACGAAAACUGACUGAAGGCGGUCUGGGACCAAACAACACCUACUGGCUCAUCAAUGAAGAGAAGAAGAAAAGGAAAGGUAGCAGCUACAAGAACUCUGGUGAGGUGGUACUUAACAAAGUGCAUAUUCGUCAAGUCUUCUCCUUCCUCGACUACAUCAAGGGUGGCAUGGAGAUAAAUGCCUUUAUUGGUAUCGACUUUACAGCAUCAAAUGGUAACCCUCAGACACCACAGUCUCUACACUUCAUCAAUCCAGCGGUGCCCAACCAGUACGCACAGGCCAUUCAGGCGGUGGGGCAGAUCAUAGAAGAUUAUGACACAGAUAAGCACUUUCCAGUUCUCGGCUUCGGAGCAAGAAUGCCGCCAGAUUAUACUCAAGUGUCGCAUGAAUUUUUUGUUAAUGGAGAUCCAUCCAAUCCCUAUUGCCACAGAGUUCAAGGAGUGCUUGAGGCCUACUAUGCAUGUGUGAGUCGUGUUCAACUCUAUGGACCCACAAACUUUGCUCCAAUCAUCAACCAUGUUGCUCGGUUUGCUUGCUCUAACAAGGCCGGAGACAAGUACUUCAUUCUUCUCAUCCUCACUGAUGGUAUAAUCACUGACAUGGCUCAUACUAAAGAG